Messenger RNA from Rodentolepis nana, 444 nucleotides. The record is from the annotation of a GenBank genome assembly. Lineage: Eukaryota; Metazoa; Platyhelminthes; Cestoda; Cyclophyllidea; Hymenolepididae.
AUGUACGCGGAUGCGCGAAGCCCGCCAACAAUGAAAAAGGUCUUUGUCGGUGUGGUUAUAUGGGUUCUAUCGUAUGGAAGAAAUGCUCUGUCACCGCCUGUGAUACCAAUCCAAGAAACUCCGCCUGAACCAGCCACGGAGACAGAACAAGUAGCGACGUUUGAUCAAAAUCCGUCCAUUCAUCAUCCACAAAUAAAUUAUGAGAAUUAUCAACAAAUUUACCUCCCCGAUGAUGAUUCAUUAUGUGAACCAUCGGCACCGUAUGCAAGUGACUUAAGCGAAACAUCGUCAGGUUCUUCAGAUGAAAUGGAGCCACCAGAUGAUUUUAUUUGCUUUACAACGGACGAAAUAAUGCAGGCAAUAGCAUCAUCGACAAAAGAACCUGAUCUUGUUUGUCUGGCAAAACCGUUGAACAAUUCGGAUUCUGUAAGUCCUUUUACCUAG